AUGGUGUCUAUUAUAAAUUCAAUCGAUACGGGCCAUGAGGAUAUGAUUCACGAUGCCGAAGUUGACUACUACGGCUUAAGGUUGGCCACUUGUUCUUCAGACAACAGCGUGAAAGUAUUCGAUAUCAAGAGCGGAGUCCAGACGUUGAUAGAUGACCUGAAAGGGCACUUCGGGCCUGUGUGGCAGAUUGCUUGGAGUCAUCCGAAGUUUGGUAACCUACUUGCAUCCUGUUCGUAUGAUAGAAAAGUCAUAAUAUGGAAAGAACACCAAAGGAAAUGGGCCAAGUAUUACGAAUAUGCCAACCAUGAUUCCAGCGUAAAUUCAGUGCAGUUUGCGCCUCCAGAGUUCGGUUUAAUUCUGGCAUGUGGUAGCAGUGACAGCUCUAUAUCCAUACUAAGUUACAACCAAGGUACAAACUCCUGGGAUGCUAAAAAGAUUCAGAAUGCCCAUGCGAUUGGUUGCAAUGCAGUUAGUUGGGCACCUGCAAUAACACCUUUGUUUGGAAAUGGUGAAGGUGAUCAAAAACCACAGCUAAUUAAACGACUAGUGUCUGGUGGGUGUGACAACUUGGUGAAGAUCUGGCGCGAAGAUGGUGAUAGAUGGGUUGAGGAAUCAAAGUUAGAGCUACAUUCAGACUGGGUGAGAGAUGUUGCUUGGGCACCUUCGGUAGGACUGCAUCGUUACACGAUUGCCAGCUGCUCUCAAGACAGAAGAGUGGUCAUCUGGACAAGUGAUGAUUGUCUAAACUGGCACUCUACCAUAUUGCAUACAUUUGACGAUGUUGUUUGGAAUGUUAGCUGGUCACUGAAUGGAAACAUUUUGGCUGUUUCGGGAGGAGAUAACAAAAUAACCUUAUGGGAUCAAAAUUCAGAAGGCGUAUGGCAAUGUAUAAGUGAUGUUGCUAAAGGCCAAGGACAGAUUAAUAACUGA
Molecule: messenger RNA, 930 nt
Organism: Acanthoscelides obtectus
Lineage: Eukaryota; Metazoa; Arthropoda; Insecta; Coleoptera; Chrysomelidae
Source: the annotation of a GenBank genome assembly